CUAGGCUGCCUGACCGCAUAAAGUAGUUUAAUAAAUUUAAUUGCUUUAGUUAGUUUUUAGCUGCUUCUGCAACCGAUCUCUUCCUCUCUCCCUCUGCGACUGUGAUUUCCUUACAACUGUGACAUCUUCAACUGUUAUCUUUGUAACGCAUUUUCCUUGCAACUGUCACUGCAUUGGACUGUGGUCUAUUUUGCAUCUUGAAAACACUCUGUCACUGUAAUCAUUUCUGAUGGUCAAUAUGGCCAUGGCUGUCUCUGCAAUUGGAUUUGAAGGUUAUGAGAAGAGGCUGGAAAUAUCGUUUUUUGAGCUUGGCAUUUUUGUUGAUCCUGAAGGAAAAGGCUUUCGAUCUCUGUCCAAGUCUCAGUUGGAUGAGAUUCUUGGACCAGCCGAGUGCACUAUUGUUGAUUCACUGUUCAAUGAUCAUGUCGACUCUUACGUACUUUCUGAGUCUAGCCUCUUUGUAUAUCCUUACAAGAUCAUCAUCAAAACCUGUGGGACUACCAAACUGCUCCUUGCAAUCCCACCGAUCUUGAAGCUGGCUGAUACCCUUUCUCUUAAGGUAAAAUCUGUGAGGUAUACUCGUGGGAGCUUCAAUUUCCCUGGAGCUCAGUCAUAUCCUCAUCGCAGUUUCUCUGAAGAAGUUUCUGUCUUGGAUAGUUAUUUUGGGAAGCUAGGUACUGGCAGCAAGGCUUAUAUAAUGGGUGGGAUUGACAGCCCACAGAAAUGGCAUAUGUACUCUGCAUCUGCUGCUGAUUCUACAAUCUCUUGUGACCAUGUUUACACUAUAGAGAUGUGCAUGACUGGUUUGGACCGAGAAAAGGCUUCUGUUUUUUACAAAACCCAGUCGGCUUCUGCAUCUACUAUGACUAUUGAUUCUGGAAUAAGAAAGAUUCUUCCAGACUCGAAGAUAUGUGAUUUUGAUUUUGAUCCAUGUGGUUAUUCAAUGAAUGCUAUUGAAGGAGCGGCUAUUUCUACAAUCCAUGUUACUCCAGAAGAUGGUUUCAGCUAUGCGAGCUUUGAAACAGUAGGAUAUGAUCCAAAAGAUGUGAGUCUGAACCAGAUGAUUGACAGGGUGUUGGUUUGUUUCCAGCCGAGUCAGUUCUCUAUUGCUGUACAUGCCAGUGUCGCAGGUGAACAACUAGCGGAGACUUGUUCACUAGAUGUUAAGGGAUACAGUCGUGGAGAGAGGAGCCUUGAAGAGCUUGGAAUGGGUGGUUCCAUUGUUUACCAGAAAUUUGUUCGAAGUGAGGACUCUGGUUCUCCUAGGUCAACUCUGAAAUGCUGCUGGAAAGAGGAAGAAGAGGAUUAGUUCCAAUUUAUAUUUUCUUUAUGGUUUGUAUCUGUGUUUAAAUAAAAUAAUUGCUUUCAGGCUAUGCCUGAUGACAGCAAUCUUAGUAGUCUUUUCUAUUGUCUUUGAUUUUAUUUGCAUUACCAGAUGUGGCUCUCGACUUCUGAGAUGUGAGAGCUGCAGUAUUCUAAAUGUUUGGCCAUGUAUCCAGACUUGUUUAGUGGAUUUAUUCUAAAUAUGUGCUUUUGGUUUUUGAUUA
Messenger RNA from Hevea brasiliensis (rubber tree), 1547 nucleotides. RefSeq names its product S-adenosylmethionine decarboxylase proenzyme. Gene Ontology annotation, molecular function: adenosylmethionine decarboxylase activity. The record is from RefSeq and is a predicted model, not a curated record. The transcript has a single exon. NCBI's taxonomy places the organism in Eukaryota, Viridiplantae, Streptophyta, Magnoliopsida, Malpighiales, Euphorbiaceae. Gene Ontology annotation, cellular component: cytosol. The coding region runs from base 230 to 1309 and encodes 359 amino acids. Gene Ontology annotation, biological process: spermidine biosynthetic process; spermine biosynthetic process.